GGGAUUACGGCUCAUCCCUAGUAAUACGAGGUGUUUAUGAGUUCCCCACCCAGAUAAGACCGUACCUACUCAAAAAUAGUAGUCGCCAGGUUCAGUUUUGAUUAAGUGGACAAAAAGGCAGUAACUAUGUCGAAGAGCGAUGAAUUUACUUUCCGGCGUGCUCAGGUGGAUGAUAUAAAAGAUGUAUUAGCAAUGAUACAGGAACUUGCUGACUUUGAAAAAAUGAGCAACGGACCCCAACUAACAGAGGAGGUUCUCAAGCGUGAUGCAGGACUUACUGGGGAGCAGGAAGACUGUGAAGUUUAUGUCCUCAUAGACAAUACCACUAAGCAAACUAUUGGGUAUUCUAUCUGUUACAAGGCAUACUCCACCUGGCAAGGUCGCUACUUUUUCGUGGAGGACAUUUACGUCCGACCAGAGCACCGAAAACGCGGCGCUGGUAAACGUAUAUUCCUGGAGGUAUCCGCCCGAGCCGUGGAGCUAAAUUGCCCGCGUUUGGAGUUUAACGUUCUGGAGUGGAAUCCCGCCCGCAAGUUUUACGAAAGCCUUGGGGCUGUGGACUUGACUGCCAAGGAGGGCUGGCACUACUAUCGCGUUGAAGAGAAGCAGCUGGCCAAACUUGCCCAAGAUCUGGCCUCUUUAAAAGCUUGACAUUAAUUUGAGUAUUGUAUUUUGGAAUAUAACAAUAUUUGAUAAAUAAUACUUGACCCCAGGCCAUAUAUUUAAACAAUAUACACUUAAAUUAAA
Messenger RNA from Drosophila bipectinata, 747 nucleotides. Its product is annotated as thialysine N-epsilon-acetyltransferase. NCBI's taxonomy places the organism in Eukaryota, Metazoa, Arthropoda, Insecta, Diptera, Drosophilidae. The record is from RefSeq and is a predicted model, not a curated record. Gene Ontology annotation, molecular function: N-acetyltransferase activity.